Molecule: messenger RNA, 6777 nt
Organism: Geosmithia morbida
Lineage: Eukaryota; Fungi; Ascomycota; Sordariomycetes; Hypocreales; Bionectriaceae
Product: Mus7/MMS22 family
Exons: 1
Coding region: 1-6777 (2258 amino acids)
Biological process (GO): double-strand break repair via homologous recombination; replication fork processing
Cellular component (GO): nucleus; Cul8-RING ubiquitin ligase complex
Source: RefSeq, a predicted model, not a curated record
AUGGUCGACUGGAGGACACUGGGAGAAAUCCCCGAUUCAGAGGACGACGAUGGCUUCGACAGCCAACAAACUGCCAUUCCAGAACAACUACCAGUCGAGCCACCGACUGGGGCACCGAUCCCUGCACAUUCACCUCUACCAGCACCGCUGCCAGACCUGGAUGUUGCAAAGACAUUUGCCAAAGAUAUCUGGGAUAUCCCCUCCUCCCAAGAAGGGCCCCCGAUAACCCCAGCACCACUCCCAUUACAUGCAUCUCCCAGGCCAAAGGAGCUUCCGGCUCAGCCUGCACCUGUGCAGUCCGAACCUUGGUCUUCGCCUCUAUCCUCACCACUAUCCUCACCGGUUUCCCCACCUCUAUCAUCCCAAGAACUCCCCCCAAUUGAGGAACUGGUGGUCCCGCUUCACAUACAAGACCCUUCUCUGCCCCUCCCUUCGUCCGCCACCCCGAGGCCGACACCGACAUUACAUACCGCCAGUACCCAGGCUAUAUCGCACAUUUCCGAGCCCGAUGGCACCGAGACUCCCUUACGACUUAUUUCGACACAGGCGCCGGCCCAGAGCCAGAUUCUUGGACACGAUGUCGAACUGCAGGAGGUUAGGCGAGCAGCUUUCCAAUAUGAGCGUUCGCUGAGGACCCGGAAGCCAGAGCAGAUGCGCCCAUAUUUCAUGGAGCAGGCUCGUUUCAAUAAUGAGUGGCGGCAGCAUGGUCUACGCCCUCUCCGAGUCUCUUACCAACACCGCCAGCAUGAGAUACGACACCAAGAACGAAAUUCCCAAGAGCGAGAUUUUGAACCAGAGAGUCAGGAUUCCAUCGGUCAUCAGCAGCCCACAGAUGAGAGCCAAUUGCCUGCUUCCGACGAUGACUUGAUGGACGGGCUGCGAUUUCCCGACUCUUCCUCACCCGCCAAGACCUCUCCUUUGAACAAUCGUGGUGGCCCGCUGAGCAGCCAAGGGCGUUCUCAUGUUGACACCGAUGGAACUAGCUUGGAUGGCGAUGACUUGCCGUCUCUGCAGGAUUUGGUAAAGCACCGUCGUCUGAAUCCUUUAUCCAGGAAGACUGCAAAGCGGAGACUUUCUUCUGUCAAAUCGGCGACGAAGAAGCGUCCGAGGUUAUCAGACCCUGCCGAGAGCCCUGAAUCUCUUAAGCCACAUCAGGCCUUCAUCAGGCCUCCUGACUCGUCUAACCCAUAUGAAGAUUUUGACGAGCCAUCCCCUGAUGCAGGCGAGGAUGUGUCACCUCCGCAUGCUCGAAGAGGCACUGGAGCGCAUGUACGGAAAACGCAUCAGGCGGCUUCUACGCCCUCGCAACAUACAGCCUCCACCAUUCCUGCGCCGCUGGUCAUCAACAGUGAUUCUGAUCAAGAUACGGAACGACCAGAAGUAGACGGCUCGGAAGCCGACGAUUCGACAGACUCUGACGACUCUGGCGAUGGAUCUGACAUAGUUCACCAGAAUAGCCGUCGCAUACGAGGCGUGCUACCCGCCUCCUGGUUGCGAAUCGACCAGAUGCCGGGCUGCGACAAGGUCCAGGAGAGAAUGAGGAAACGCCGCUUGGAACACUCCCCUGAGCGCAACCACCGACGAGGGGUGGCCCAGCGCAGGCAGGCAGAUCCCAGCACAAUCAACGACAAGUUUCUCUUCGAAGACACCGAUGACGAAGAGACACAACCAAGCCAAGUUCAACCGACGACCGAUGAUACCUUUCACAGACAGACAAGACUCCAUCUUCAGCCGAUCCCCGAUAAUGGCGGCGCUUUAGAUGACAUGGAUGAUGGUAUUUCUAUCGUGGAGGAAGACCUUGUAAACUUUAUGGUUUCGAGAAAUAAGCGGCAAACAAACGUCGCAGACGCGUUCCAGAAAGCCUCCAAACGUCCAAAGACGUGUGGGUCCCAGCCGACCAUGAUCCAAGCAAGAUUGCAACCCAAGAUUACUGGUGCCUUCCCCAGCUCGUUCACGCCCCGGCCAGCUGCCAAGGUAUCGUCAGCAGCGAGGAAACAGACAAAGAAGACUCGCCAGCAGUCAGCGUACCCACGGAACACAGGAAACCUGACUCAUGCCCAACGCCCUCGGCCACCACAGCUUAGUGUUCUCGACGUCAUUGAGCCGGAUGCUCCCAGGUUCCUCAAGAUUGCCGCUCGCACAGCUAGAGGUCGCCGAGACCAGGGCCGGUCUAAGCCUGGCAAGAAAUCAAUCCGGAUGGCAACAAGGGCGGACCAUGUUGACGCCGCAUCAGUUCUCUUGGAUUGGACAAGUGGAUCUAUUAAGCAGCGUCCGUCGGUGACGGUAGCUAAGAGGACAAGACAGGCCAGGCCACAGCUGCGCACCUUGACUGAACUAUCUGCCAAUGCACCAAAAUCUACAUCGCCAAGCACCUGGAUUCCUGGGAAUCCUCGAAGGAGGGCUGUUCCAACAUUGGGCCUUGAUCGCAAUGUUCCUCAUAAGCUGCAGCUGCCCCUUGAUGGAAACGAUGACACCGAGAAAGAAAAACUACGAACCAGAAAUAGUGCUGUGAAGGCUACUGCGCCCCGUGUCAGACCAGCACAACUCGAGAUGGAUUACAGGGAGGAGAUGAAUGCGACUAGCUUCCACGCCGGAAAGAGACUCCUCGACCGUCUGUACCGAUCGAAAAACCUCGAGUCAACAGUUGCAAGCUCGGUGCUCUCAGACAGCAACAUUGGCCAUGCGAUAACGCCGGAACCGUCUACCUUGCUGAGGACAUCAUCCCUAUCCACUGACAGGCCAUCCUUCAAGAACAGCAAGGAUGAAGUACCCAAACAACGACGCCCCACCAAGAAGGGCAGGCCACCUCAACGGGUUGACAUUGAAGCACCUCAAUAUUCCCACGCGAACGACCCCUUGCCCACCAAAUAUGCCCCAUCUCAAGUUCCGCAACCGCAACCCUCACGCCUCGAUACGGAAACAGCCAAACUAGUAGGCCUUGGAAGCUACGGGACCCAGUUUACCCACCAUUUUGAGAUGUUCCCACUUGAUGUGGGCGUCUAUUUUCAUGAAUCUACACUUCUGGGAUCGGGCAUGGUUGAGAGAGUUUUGCACGGCGAGCCUCGCAAUGGAACAGAUUGCGGCGAUGAUACUGUGUGGCCUAGAGCAACAUUCACUCUAGGAGAGCAGACGAUGCGAUGGGGUCCAUGGUCAGCCCAGGUAUCCUCGGAGAUGGGAAUCGUACUCGACCAUAUGGCAGAGCAACUCGAAAAGACACCAUUACCUGGAGUGGAAGCGCAUGACGCCCCCUCUGCUGUCACCACCGCACACCAUAUUCUUGUCUAUAUCGAAGGCUCCCUGACAUUUAACUCACAGCCUCAGCUCCAAGCUUUUGUCGGUCGCUUUAUCGAAAUCGUCCAGAGCUUCAAUAGUCGUGCUUUGUCCUGCAUCGCCAAAGAAGAAUUUGCUUCGGGAAAUAGUGCUAGGAUCUUUCUAGGGGCCUGUGACCGCCUGGUCCUUGCUACUUUUCGAUCCUGGGCACUUCUCAAGAAGGAACCGACUAUGAUGGGCGAGAAACUCCAGAUGGAGGAGCUUUUGAUAGCCGUCGCAGCUGUGAUCGUGAAGGCCCUAUCGCGGCUGGGGUUGGACAGUAUGCGCACGAUAUAUAAGGAGUUGCAGAACUCUCGUUUCCGUGAACGAGGCUUGAGGACCGAUGCGACAGGGACAGCGAUGGGUAUCCAUUCAUGGGUGUUGAUAUUGCGUGUUCUUGAAAUUGCAGCGAUCCCGCGUGCCUCGUUCUGGGACUUGGUGCAGACUGAGUUUGUCCAACCGGGACUGGUCUCCAGUGUCGAUGCGCGGGAGCACGAGCGUCUAUGGGAGGACAUGUUUACUCUCCUGCCGCUGAUCGAGUUCAAUGACAUGGGCGUCUUGGUCCCAGGCCGUCGGUAUCAGAACACGACAGAUGGCUGGGGGAUUCCCCAGAGGAUUCUCAAGAGGAUAUUUCAACUAUACCGGGACAACCCGCGCCAGCCGCCGAGCUUCAAUAACUACUGUCGCGCGCUUGUGGCACGCUGUCACUACCUCGUACAGCAAUGGGGGUGGCAGCGCUGCUCGAGUAUAGUGGGCCUGAUCUUCGACUUUUUUGGCUCUCAGAACCUCGCCCAUUUACGUAACGAGGAGUCUUACAGCUCACCGCGCUUCCUCGAAGAGCUGUCGAGAAAUCCAUCGCUUCAGGUUGAGCCAGAAGAUCGAUGUUUCCAUAUCUUCCUCAAACUUGUGGCGCUGAGCAUAUUGAAGCUCAAGGAAAGCGGCGAUUCUUCUUCCACCAAAGAUAUCAGAAACUUGGUCGCACGCACAGUUCCGAACCACAACCGUCAGUACCUCAAAGAGCAGAGAAUCCAUGAGCGGGACCUAGCCGCCCUUCGGAACCAUCACGACCUUCUUUGCACCCUCUACUGGGCUGCGCCUCCGGACCAGCGGCCGAGUGUCGGUCUACUCGAGAGACUCGUUGUGCCUGCAAGCUCCCACAAAGAAGCUUGCCUUAUCAAUAUGCGCGCCUGGAGCCAGCUGGCGCGAUACAUUGUUGCGACGGGCCAGGCGACGAUAUGUUUCAAGCCAUUCAAUCAGUGGAGGAACACAUGUUUCCAGCAGAUGAUACAGCAGUUCGACGAGGCUGCCGCCGACAUUGAACGACAGUUUCAGGGGCUUUCCAAGGAUGUCACCAAAACCAUCAGCCAGGACAUGAUCAACGCUAUGGUGGCCAUGAACAAGACGGCCACCAUGGAUGUGCUCCACUUCUCCGUUUCGGCCUCCCUGGAUGUCAUGAAGCACACUCCCGACCUAGAGACGGCCACAUUUGCGAUGAGUUCCUUACAGCUGCAGCGCGUCUUCCAACACUUCUCGGACGUGCCCCCUGAACUCGACUGGGCGAUUCUCAGGGCGGCUCUGUCGACACUCGACGUCUUUCUCGCCCACGUGGACAAGUUCAAAGAUGAGGAGGAGAGCCAGCAGAGCGAGAGCCAGAUACUCAACUCGGCACAAGCCGACGAUGCUCUGCUUGUUUUGCAUCAGGACCUAGCGAAGAGCUUCUUCACCAUGGCACGGCGAGUGCUCUCGCCUCGAUCGGCUAAGAAAGGCUUGGGCGCCACCCCUGCUGCGGUAGUCGACCGGGCGGCAUCUCUGGAGCAGGUCACGGUCCUGAGCGCGAGGAUGGGCUUACGCUUUGCCAAUGCGUGUGUCAUGAGACUUUCAGACAUGUUCAAGCCCGGAAAACAUGGCAUAUUUGCUGCCCUACCCCACCUCCUGGGCCUCGAAGAACGGCGAUACCUGAGCCUAUUCGUUGCGACACUUCUCAAGAAUGGAUACGACGACAACGACAGCACCGACCUUAGCGACGCAGGGUUCACCCUGCGGGAGCUGUGGAUGCUCUCAAUUGUCAAACCUCGAGAAUCGCUGGGGUUCGAGAACGAGCUGGCCGAGCAGCUAGCCCGCCGUGGCAAGAAGUUUGUGCCAGAUACCGUCGUCGGCCUCGCCACCACACCCGACUACAACAUGAAUCGAGACCUGUUCCAAUUCGCCAUCUCAUCGAUGAGAAGGUCAGUCAGGGACGCGGAGCCGAGAGUUAGAAAGGCUGUCAUUGCCGAAGACUCCAAGACGCUCAAACUCGUCAUGGAACAGAUCAAGGGCGACCUGAAGACGGUGGCGGAGCAGGAUGCGUCCGAACAUGGAAUUUAUGUGUCGUUUGUACGAGACAUUAUUGCACUCAUCAGGGCGCACGGAUCUGACAUCUGUAGCGUCGACGACUUCUUUUACCAGAUCAGCAAGGAAUACUCGCCAUCUGUGCGGGACCCGCAACUCCAGGUGGCGGCCAUGAUUUCGUACGGCCUCCGCCUCACCGAGGAGGGCGACGGCAGCCGCACAGCGCAUCAGCUAUUCUUCUUUCUCUUCAACAACUUUAAGCUGGCCAUGAUGAAUGACAAGCUGGGGGAGGAGGUAGGCAUGCUACGGUGCGGGCUUCAGGACCCCGGGAUCCUCAACUUUGUUCUCGGCAACAUGCUCCCCGCCGCGAUACGAGCAUCGGCCGAUGAAGAAGCCUCAUCGCUCCUCGUCGACGUGUAUGCGCAUAGCUGCUGGAUCCACCUGGACGGCAACGUUGCCCCCCAACAGCUGACCGAGGGGAAUUUGCGCCACGUUAUGGCCACACUUGGGGCCAUUAUAGAUGGUCUGGUGGAGCGGAGCAGCCGGAGGCAGGACGGGAGGCCGCUCUCCAACACGGGGAUACACAUGAUUGGGCAAUUCUUGGGCAUCAUGAACAUGCUUUGGCCUUCCAUCCAUGUCCUUCACAUGUUGGAGGCGUCCCCAGAAGGCUUGGAUGAUGUCAGAUGCCUGCUUGGGGAAUGCCGGUCCUUUACCCUCUGGGUAGAGACGUACAUGGAGGAGGAGGAGAUGGACCUGACACCCGGAGCUCUCAAAAGAGGACUAGACAAGGUACAUCCGCAGCAGAAGCAGGUUAAGUCUAAGCCAGAGACGUCGAGAAAGAUGAACCCCCUCGUCGCCAGCUUCAAGGACAACAUCAUCAGUGACGUGCGGCGCAACUGGAUCGUAUCCGAAGAAAGGCUGACGAUUCAAGCGCCCGGCAAGGCGCAGAACACGCAGUCAUCGAGGGGGGUGGAGCGAGCAUUGUACGAUGAGAGGGAGGUGUUGAUGGAUGUGCUUCAGCGGGCAAUAGAGUGGAAUACAUGGUGGGACAAGGUGUUUGCAACGUCCGCGGCAUCAUCAACGGCUUGUUAUCGACGUGGUGCUCGAGCGAUUGCUAUAGCAGGUGCACCACUGUUUUGA